Messenger RNA from Neopelma chrysocephalum (saffron-crested tyrant-manakin), 2954 nucleotides. It is a transcript of the gene SLC25A46, whose product is annotated as solute carrier family 25 member 46. Gene Ontology annotation, biological process: mitochondrial fission; mitochondrial membrane fission; axon development. Bases 81 to 1304 code for a protein of 407 amino acids. The record is from RefSeq and is a predicted model, not a curated record. Gene Ontology annotation, cellular component: mitochondrial outer membrane. NCBI's taxonomy places the organism in Eukaryota, Metazoa, Chordata, Aves, Passeriformes, Pipridae. The transcript has 8 exons.
GGUCCGGUGCCGGCCCCCAGCACGGCCCCCGCCCGGUUCCCUCUCGGUCCCUCUCUGGCCCCCUCAGCCACCCCCCAGCCAUGCACCCGCGGCGCCCCGACGGCUUCGACGGCCUGGGCUACCGCGGGGGCGGCCGCGAGGAGCCGGGCCCGGGCGCCAGGCCCUUCGGCGGGUCGGAGCUGGGCCACUGGGUGACCACCCCGCCCGACAUCCCCGGCAGCCGCAACCUGCACUGGGGCGAGAAGACGCCGCCGUACGGGGCCGGGACGCCCCUGGGCGGCGCUGGCCCCAACGAGGAGCCCAACCUCGGGGCGGGCGGCCCCGGCGCCGAACAGUUGAACAGAUUUGCAGGCUUUGGAAUUGGCCUUGCAAGCCUAUUUACAGAAAAUGUGUUGGCACAUCCCUGCAUUGUUCUACGUCGUCAGUGUCAGGUUAAUUAUCAUGCUCGGAAUUACCAUCUCACUCCAUUUACUAUUGUCAAUAUUAUGUACUGCAUCAAUAAGACACAGGGUCCAAGAGCUCUCUGGAAAGGAAUGGGCAGCACUUUCAUUGUUCAGGGCAUAACCCUGGGAACAGAAGGCAUCAUCAGUGAAUUUACACCUUUGCCGAGGGAGCUUUCACAUAAAUGGAACUUCAAGCAGAUAGGUGGACAUCUUUUACUCAAAGGUUUAACGCAUGUGAUAGCAAUGCCUUUUUAUUCUGCGAGCCUGAUUGAAACUGUACAGAGUGAAAUAAUUCGAGAUAAUCCUGGCAUCCUGGACUGCGUGAAGGAAGGAAUUGGCAGAGUUGUAGGCCUGGGAGUGCCCCAUAGCAAGCGCCUCCUCCCUCUGAUGGUCCUGACUUUCCCAACUGCUGUACAUGGAGUUCUUCACUACGUCAUUAGUUCCAUCGUCCAGAAGCUUGUUUUGUUUGUUCUGAAAAGGGGUAAUUCCCACAACCUUCCAACUGAGAGCUCCACUUCUGUGCAAAGCAUGCUGGAUGCGUAUUUCCCAGAACUGAUUGCUAGCUUUGCUGCCAGCCUUUGUGCUGAUGUCAUGCUCUACCCACUGGAAACAGUUUUACACCGCCUUCAUAUUCAAGGGACACGCACAAUAAUUGACAAUACAGACCUUGGCUAUGAAGUGCUUCCAAUCAAUACUCAGUAUGAGGGAAUGAAAGACUGCAUAAAUACUAUAAAACGGGAAGAAGGAAUGCAAGGUUUUUAUAAAGGAUUUGGAGCAGUUAUAGUACAGUAUACCUUGCAUGUGGCAGUUUUACAGCUUACCAAAAUUAUUUACUCAACAGUGCUUCAAAACGUUUCUUAAUCUGCCCGGGUCUGGAUCUAGCAAAGUGGUCAUGAUUGACUUGCUAGCCUAGUUGUUUAAAAUGGCUUAGAAAAAGAACUUUGAAGAAUCCACUCAAUGGAUUCUCCUUACACUGUAAAACAACUUGUUUUAAAAAUGGGGAUAUAGUUUCCGAAGUGUAAUUAAAAAAGUACUGUUUAAAAGUGAUAGACAGAAAUUGAGUACAUCAUAUGCAGUCAUAAAAGGGGAUCAGAUUUCAAAUGUGAUUGCAGUGAGAAUUUAUCUUUCACCAGUUCACUGACUGAUAUGGAUAUGAGUUGUUAAUAUCUGCUUUGUAAGCAUCACAUCUGAUAUUUAAUAUGGACUGUUAGCCAGUUCAAAGGAAUUUAUUUUCUUAAGUUGUAAGAACUUCCAAGUGGAGGACUGAUGGCUUUACUUGUCUUUUAAAAAUGUUUCCAACGUCACUAUUAAUGGAACUGCGAGUUAAAUAGAAACUGUAAAAGUAAUUUAAGUAGACUUAAAUGUCAUAAUUUACAGGUACAUAGACUACUUAUUUUGCUGCAGCAUGGCAGAAGAUGACUAAGGGAAUCUUUUGCUUUUUAUGAAAACAAUGAAAAAUGGAUUUUGGGCAAAGUUGCACCGAAUGCAAAUUUGACUGUCUUGCAGUUUGUUUGCAAGGCUUACAAUAACUAAGGUGUGUGAAUAAAGCAAAUUGGAAACUGAUGUGUGCAUGUGUAAGUGCCAUUUGUAGUUGACUUUCCACUGAUAACUUCAGGGUUUAGUUUCACUGCUACUUCAUAUGAAAGUAAAAUAAUCUUACAAAUGCAUAUAGCAGUAGUGGUGUUCAAACUGUACAGAAAGCUUAAAAAAACAAUUGGCUUUUCCUAGAGUUUCUCUUCCGUUAGAUCAGAGUUCUGUGUAAAAUCAUCUGUUUACUAUUUAGCACUGAUGUCCUUCAUUUAAAGUCUCUGCUAGAUUAAAUAUUUUGCGGAGCAGAGUUGAGUCUGUUUAUGUGCAAGUGAACCACUGAAAUGUAUAAUUUUUGCCCUCUUCCCCUUCAGACUCAGCCUGAAAAUGAUUUCUGAUCAUUCUAAAUGACUCAGUCCUUGGUUUCAUCACUAAAUAUCAGGGGGAGGAGGGAGAGAGAUGGUUUUCAGCAAAUAAAACUAGCAUGUGGAAAGUCACAUUUAAAUUAUAUGAGAGACUGUUGCUUUUUUCACAUUCAUGUGGCAAGUCUGUUUUUGUGAAUGCUGUAAAUUGAUCUGCAUUUUAAUCAUAAAUCAUUGUGUAGUUAUCACUUAUGGAAAGUAGUCAUGGCAAAAUAAUGCAAAGAUAUUGCUGUUCAUAAAUUCUGACUUUAAAUCAGGUCUACUUUAUUAUUAAUCUAACUUUCAUGUAUUUUAAAUGCAUAAGUGUUGAAAUGGAAAGUAUAGUGAACUCGGAAACUGGUUUAUUUUGAAAUAUUGCAAAUUUAGUGUAUAGCGUAUGAAAUAAAAUGAGAAUUCAUUGUAUUAUAAAGUAAUUCACCACAGAGGUGAAUCAGGAUUCCUGAUUUGUGUGUUAUGUUUUACUGUAUAGACUUCAAAGUGGCUUUUUCAAGUUCCUUAACUUUCCUAAGUGCAAGAAUAUGUUGAAUUAAACUACAUACAAGAGCUUGGGUAAAAUAUUCAA